This is a messenger RNA of Poecilia reticulata (guppy), 1037 nucleotides long. NCBI's taxonomy places the organism in Eukaryota, Metazoa, Chordata, Actinopteri, Cyprinodontiformes, Poeciliidae. The record is from RefSeq and is a predicted model, not a curated record.
CUAAUAAGUUAACCUUUUUGCCGCGAUUGGAUUGGUCGAAUUCAGCAAGCCCCGUCUUUGAAUUGUUUAGAACCAAUAGAACGGCACUAUAUCUGCCCAAAAUGAUUGACAGCACCGUUAGCCAAUCAGAAUCGGAAUUAGGAAAUUAAACGGUUCUCUGAGAGGAAUGAUUUGAGAGUAAGAAGAUAGUGUGGAUUUAUUGGUGAAAAUAACUUUUUCGUGGCAAAACGCCAGAGAUUGUAGAUUAUUUUGAGUCACCUUUUAAACUUUCCUGUCACCUUCAGCCUUCAUAGACAGAUGAGUGACUCCAUUUUGGUGAGAUUUUCCACUAUCCUUCACUAUAUAAAGCAGCUUAAUGCCCGGUCACAUCAGCUGUUUGAUGAGGGAAUAUCAGACAAGUUCUGAGUGUGAAAGCUGAUUUCGACGAUGUCCUUCUACUCCCUCCUGUUCUCUUUAAUGCUGUUCUCUGAGAUGAACAGUCACUUGGUCACAGUGGCCAUUCCUUCAACUACAGUAGAAGAUGGCGCUGCAGAACAAGAAGGUUUGGACACAUUUCUGGCUGAUGACGACGUGACUGAACACGCUGCGGUUCCUCUGAUGUACAGACGGAGCCUCACAAAUGAUGCGACAUCGAAAAUCAUCGUCAUAUCGGACAUGAACCUGGAGGGGCAGCGUAUUCGUGGGCUGAAGCGGCGCCAUCCUCUGGUUGCAGAACGAAGUUUGGACCGCACACCUGAUGAGUUCACUUUGAAAAUAAAUAAACGAGAAAAAGACCUUGACAUGCUGCGAUGUAUGAUUGGGAGAGUUUACCGGCCCUGUUGGGAAGCUUGAGUGUUUCUCAAAUAUACUACAAAAAUUACACCAUAAACAUGUCCUCAUUCUUAAAAAAAAGUGACAAACAUCAACAGAACAGUUUAUUAAAUGGAAGCUUGUAUUGGAAUUGUACAUAGUAAAAGUUCAAACUUCAUAUGUAGCAAUUAAAUGCAUUUCUGUUUACAUGUAUGCAGAUAAGUUAGAAAUAAAGUGCAAUGAUCAAA